Messenger RNA from Anoplophora glabripennis (Asian longhorned beetle), 1291 nucleotides. RefSeq lists its product as uncharacterized. Lineage: Eukaryota; Metazoa; Arthropoda; Insecta; Coleoptera; Cerambycidae. The record is from RefSeq and is a predicted model, not a curated record. The transcript is spliced from 2 exons. The coding region runs from base 34 to 1257 and encodes 407 amino acids.
CAUAAUUUUAUUUAGUUGUGAUUGUGCUUGAGAAUGGGAGAUACCAGAGAAAUGUCUAGCGAUAUUCCACCGCAGAUUUGCAAGACGUUGAAACAGUUGGUGUCCGGCGAUAAUGAAAACUUCGAGAUAGCUUAUCACAACCCCAAUAAGAAAGGUGAAGGAUUCUCGGGAGAAGUUAUUUUCGUAACAUUGAAGGACAAAAAGACUAACAAGGAAUUGAAUGUUAUCGUGAAGCAAUCAUUUAGAGAUCAGGCGAUCAGAGAUUGGGCACCAAUAAGGGAUAUGUACAUGAACGAGAUUUACUUUUAUUCGAAGGUUUGGCCCACGUUGGACAAGUUUCAAGAGCAAAUCCCGAUAAAGUACCGCUUCCAGAAGAUACCCAAAUGCUUGACAACAGCUUCGAAUGAUGACUUUGAGUACUUAGUCAUAGAAAACCUGAAAUUUCAGAAUUUCCUCAAUCACGAUAAGAAACUGCCUUUAGACAAGGACUACUACGAACUAAUUUUUAAGGAGUACGGAAAGUUUCACGCUUUAUCAUUCGCUUAUAAAGCCUUACAUCCUGAGGAGUACGUCGAUUUGGUAGAAGGGUUGACAAAUUUAUACGUGGAAAUUAUCACGAAUGAGACCUUUCAAAAGACGAUGAAGUAUUCAUAUGAAAGUUGCAUUGAAAGCCUUCAACCAGGAGUAGAUGAUGCCGUGAUCGAAAAGUUGCAACCAUAUCUUCAAAAUUAUCUAAAUUUGAUCCUAGAGAUUUUUGAAUGUAAAACGAAAUAUUCUGUUAUUACCCAUGGAGAUUGUUGGAGCAGUAACAUGAUGUUUAAAUACGACGAGUCCAAGAAGGUGACGGAUGUAAGGUUCCUUGACUUUCAAUUGGCAAGACCCACAUCUCCUUGUUGCGACCUCUCAUAUUGCUUUUACUCGGGAGCUUCGAGGGAAGUUCUAAAGGAUCUGGACUAUUAUCUUCAAAUUUACCACGACAGCUUAUCCGAAACCCUUAAGCAGUUCGGAUGUGACUCUGGGAAACUUUACCCUCUGCAGGAACUGAAGAAGGACUGGAAGAUUUUUUGCAAGUUCGGACUGAACAUGGCUUUGAUGGUUUGGAAAGUUAAAUUCAUAUACGACGAUGAAGUGAAAACCGCUACAGAUAUAGAAAAUGGCGAAUUCGACAAAAUGUUCCAAGGCGGCUACGACAAAGAUGGAUACAAUAAAGCUAUCAAAGAUUUGGUGAACCAUUUUCAUGAAAAUGGUUUUUUGUAAAUUAACCACAAUAAAUUAAUUGUUAAAUGCUUAA